Penicillium manginii is the source of this 300-nucleotide messenger RNA. RefSeq names its product zinc-binding alcohol dehydrogenase-like protein. Lineage: Eukaryota; Fungi; Ascomycota; Eurotiomycetes; Eurotiales; Aspergillaceae. Bases 1 to 300 code for a protein of 99 amino acids. The transcript has 2 exons. The record is from RefSeq and is a predicted model, not a curated record.
AUGGCCGGGUCGCUAAAAGCAGUUCGUGUUGAUGGACUUAUUGCCCUCGCUGGAAUGCUGGGUAGUGCACCUGGUGAUACUCCUGUGCCGACGUUGAUGGAUUGCUUGUCGAAUUCUUGCACCGUUCGCGGAUUCCUGCUCGGUACCCGCGAUCAAUAUCGCGAGAUGAACAGGUUCAUUGCGGAGAAGGGAAUCGUGCCAGUCGUCGACGAGCACGUUUUUGAUUUUACGGAGACGAAGGAGGCUUAUGAGUUUCUGCUGCUGCAGCGGCAUUUUUCGAAGGUUUGUAUUCGACUUUAG